AUGAUUACCCAUGCUGAGGCAUGGUUGAGACAGGCUCAGGAUUUUGCUAGCGAGCAGGUCAGAGCAGAUCUGUGCAAUGGGCAGUGCCUGCUGCCUCGUGCUCCUGCAGGACAGAGCUGGCAUUCCCUGUGGGCACUUUGCUGCUGUGAGGAUGGGAAUGAAGAGGCGCUUCCAUCUGACCUCCUGGUCUGUUCCAAUGUUGAUGUGAAAAAUGCUCUGACCUUCAGUGGGCCUUUGGAAGACAUGUUUGGGUACACAGUCCAGCAGUAUGAAAAUGAGGAAGGAAAAUGGGUACUUAUUGGUUCACCAUUAGUUGGCCAACCUGAGAAAAGAACAGGAGAUGUAUACAAAUGCCCUGUAGGAAGGGACAACCAAUCACCCUGCAUAAAACUGAACCUACCAGCAUCUACUUCAGUUCCUAACGUCGUGGAAGUAAAGGAAAACAUGACACUUGGAACAACCUUAGUGACUAACCCAAAAGGAGGCUUUCUGGCAUGUGGGCCACUUUAUGCUUAUAAAUGUGGGCGUUUGCAUUACACAACUGGAGUUUGCUCUAAUGUAACCUCCACUUUUGAAACUGUCGAGGCGAUUGCUCCAUCUGUGCAAGAGUGUAAAACCCAGCUGGACAUCGUCAUUGUCCUCGAUGGGUCCAACAGCAUUUAUCCAUGGGAGAGUGUCACAGCCUUCCUAAACAGCCUCCUGAAAAACAUGGAUAUUGGUCCUCAGCAAACACAGGUUGGAAUUGUUCAGUACGGACAGACUGUAGUCCAUGAAUUUUUCCUGAAUACAUACUCGACAACAGAAGACGUGAUGGCUGCAGCCACAAGAAUACGCCAGCGGGGUGGCACACAAACUAUGACAGCCCUGGGAAUAGAUACAGCAAG
Molecule: messenger RNA, 884 nt
Organism: Mesitornis unicolor (brown roatelo)
Lineage: Eukaryota; Metazoa; Chordata; Aves; Mesitornithiformes; Mesitornithidae
Product: integrin alpha-1-like
Exons: 7
Biological process (GO): cell-cell adhesion; integrin-mediated signaling pathway; cell-matrix adhesion
Cellular component (GO): integrin complex; external side of plasma membrane
Molecular function (GO): integrin binding
Source: RefSeq, a predicted model, not a curated record